Papilio polytes (common Mormon) is the source of this 388-nucleotide messenger RNA. Its product is annotated as cuticle protein 7-like. The record is from RefSeq and is a predicted model, not a curated record. The coding region runs from base 1 to 366 and encodes 121 amino acids. Gene Ontology annotation, cellular component: extracellular matrix. The transcript is spliced from 4 exons. NCBI's taxonomy places the organism in Eukaryota, Metazoa, Arthropoda, Insecta, Lepidoptera, Papilionidae.
AUGUUCUCUAAAGUAUUGUGCUUCGUUGCCAUAACAACGGUAGUAGUUGCUCAAGAUCACGGCCACGCGUUCUCAUCAAACCACAUCUCUCGCCAUGACGGACAUCACGAAGCGGUCCACGGACAUCAUGGGCAUAUUGACUAUUUUACUCAUCCGAAAUACGAGUUCGAUUAUAAAGUAGAAGAUCACCAUACUGGAGACCAGAAAUCACAGCAUGAGCACCGCGACGGUGGUGCAGUGAAGGGAAGUUACUCAUUACACCAACCAGAUGGCUCUGUCCGACAUGUGGAUUACUACGCCGAUGAUCACAGCGGAUUUCGUGCUGAUGUGAAAUACAGCACCCAUCAUCUUCAUCAUCAUUAUUAAAUUAGGUAAACUCAUCCAAUGU